CGGCGUGACGCGCUGCGACGGCGAUGGAGUUCGGCGUUUGUGCGGCGCGGCGUCUCGGGCGGCUCCUGAGGCUCCGGGAUGUCUCGCGGCGUGCACCACUACCGGCUGCGGUUGUGGGACCCCGGCUGCAGCUGCUGGCUGUGCGGCGGCUUCCCGCGGGACCAGCGCUCUGCCGGGCUAACCUGACCCCGGGCCUUGUGCGUGGCCUGCACAAUGGGCCUCAGCAGGAGGAGCGGACACCCGGCGAGGGAUUCCCAGAGCUGGACGUUUCAGAUCAUACUGGUCCCAAGUUUGACAUCGAUAUGCUGGUUUCACUUCUGAGGCAAGAAAAUGCAAGAGACAUUUGUGUGAUCAAGGUUCCUCCAGAAAUGAGAUAUACAGAUUACUUUGUGAUUGGUAGUGGAACUUCCACCCGACACUUACACGCCAUGGCCUACUAUAUUGUGAAAAUGUACAAACACCUGAAACGUAAAAGUGAGCCUUAUGUUAAGAUCGAAGGGAAGGAUACUGAUGACUGGCUUUGUGUGGAUUUUGGCAGCAUGGUGAUUCAUUUGAUGCUUCCAGAAACCAGAGAAACCUAUGAAUUAGAGAAAUUAUGGACCCUACGUUCUUAUGAUGACCAGUUAGCUCAGAUAGCACCUGAGACAUUACCUGAAGACUUCAUUAUUGGAAUAGAAGAUGACACUUCAUCCCUAACUCCAGUGGAGUUCAAAUGUGAAUAAACUUAGAUUGCUUUGAGUCAGA
Marmota monax (woodchuck) is the source of this 744-nucleotide messenger RNA. RefSeq names its product mitochondrial assembly of ribosomal large subunit 1 (gene Malsu1). Gene Ontology annotation, biological process: negative regulation of ribosome biogenesis; negative regulation of translation. The record is from RefSeq and is a predicted model, not a curated record. The transcript has 4 exons. Gene Ontology annotation, cellular component: mitochondrion. The coding region runs from base 24 to 722 and encodes 232 amino acids. Gene Ontology annotation, molecular function: ribosomal large subunit binding. Lineage: Eukaryota; Metazoa; Chordata; Mammalia; Rodentia; Sciuridae.